Physella acuta is the source of this 602-nucleotide messenger RNA. Its product is annotated as histone H2A.V-like. NCBI's taxonomy places the organism in Eukaryota, Metazoa, Mollusca, Gastropoda, Physidae. Gene Ontology annotation, cellular component: nucleosome. Gene Ontology annotation, molecular function: DNA binding; structural constituent of chromatin; protein heterodimerization activity. The record is from RefSeq and is a predicted model, not a curated record.
CUUCGCUUGAACACGGAAUUUGACUAUCAAGAUGCCUGGUGGUAAAGCUGGAAAGGAUUCUGGAAAGGCUAAAGCCAAAGCAGUAUCUCGAUCAGCCCGUGCUGGGCUUCAGUUUCCAGUCGGUCGUAUCCAUCGUCACUUAAAGACGCGAACUACAAGUCAUGGGAGAGUUGGAGCGACGGCUGCCGUUUAUAGCGCAGCUAUUCUUGAAUAUUUGACUGCUGAAGUUCUGGAAUUGGCUGGAAAUGCUAGUAAAGAUUUGAAAGUAAAACGUAGCACACCUCGUCAUUUGCAGUUGGCUAUCAGAGGAGAUGAAGAGUUGGAUUCCCUAAUCAAAGCUACCAUUGCUGGUGGUGGUGUUAUUCCCCAUAUUCACAAAUCACUGAUAGGAAAGAAGGGGUCUCAAAAGGCAGCAUAACCACCCUUUUAGUGUUCAAGCUCAUUUUAUUUGAUGUUGUUUGGGUCCUGCGUACAUUUGAACUGUUCAUCAUUGUUGUUCAACCACCAAUCCGUGUAGAUUUUUAUUUCCUUUUUUAUAUUGUCACCACAACCAUGGACCAUUUUAAAUUUUCAUUUAAUAAAUGUCAUCUUCACAAGUGGAA